Messenger RNA from Syzygium oleosum, 2068 nucleotides. RefSeq names its product T-complex protein 1 subunit gamma. Gene Ontology annotation, cellular component: chaperonin-containing T-complex. The coding region runs from base 179 to 1852 and encodes 557 amino acids. The record is from RefSeq and is a predicted model, not a curated record. The transcript is spliced from 14 exons. Gene Ontology annotation, biological process: protein folding. NCBI's taxonomy places the organism in Eukaryota, Viridiplantae, Streptophyta, Magnoliopsida, Myrtales, Myrtaceae. Gene Ontology annotation, molecular function: ATP hydrolysis activity; ATP binding; ATP-dependent protein folding chaperone.
CUCUCCCUCCCGCCACUCUCCGCCGUCGGCCACCUCGCCAGUGGUUGCCGUCCUCGCGCCGCCGCAGCAGCCGAAUCCCCCCCGCGGUUCGGCCGGCUCGAGUCCUCGUCGCGCGGCUUGUGAUCCGCGAUCGCUCGUCGCCGUUCCGACCAGGGUUGUUCCUCGAAGCGAAAGCAAAAUGUUGCACUCUCCGAUGCUCGUUCUGAAGGACUCCUUGAAACGUGAAUCUGGAAGCAAGGUACACCAUGCUAAUAUCCAAGCAUCCAAGGCUGUUGCUGAUAUUAUCCGCACCACCUUGGGCCCAAGGUCCAUGUUGAAGAUGCUACUUGAUGCUAGUGGAGGAAUUGUUGUGACAAAUGACGGAAAUGCUAUCCUUCGUGAACUAGAUAUUGCACACCCUGCUGCAAAGUCGAUGAUUGAGCUUAGCCGCACCCAAGAUGAAGAAGUUGGAGAUGGAACAACUUCUGUCAUUGUGCUUGCUGGUGAAAUGCUCCAUGUUGCAGAAGCCUUCAUUGACAAGAAUUAUCAUCCUACUGUCAUUUGCCGUGCCUAUAACAAAGCUUUGGAGGAUGCUAUUGCCGUGCUGGAUAAAAUUGCAAUGUCAGUUGACGUUAAUGAUCGUGCUAGCAUGCUUGGCCUUGUUAAAAGUAGCAUUGGUACAAAGUUCACCAGUCAGUUUGGGGAUCUGCUUGCUGAUUUAGCUAUUGAUGCUACCACAACUGUUGGUGUGGAUCUUGGUCAAGGGCUGAGAGAAGUGGAUAUAAAAAAGUACAUAAAGGUUGAAAAAGUCCCUGGUGGACAGUUGGAGGAUUCGAGGGUUCUUAAAGGAGUUAUGUUUAAUAAGGAUGUUGUUGCUCCUGGAAAAAUGAGGAGGAAGAUUGUCAACCCACGUGUUAUUCUUCUUGAUUGCCCUCUUGAGUACAAGAAAGGCGAGAAUCAGACAAAUGCCGAGUUGGUCAAAGAAGAAGAUUGGAGCAUUCUUUUAAGAAUGGAGGAAGAGUACAUUGAGAAUUUAUGUGUGCAGAUACUGAAAUUCAAACCAGACUUGGUGAUAACAGAGAAGGGACUUGGUGAUUUGGCAUGCCAUUAUUUUAGUAAGGCUGGUGUCAGUGCCAUUAGGAGGUUGAGGAAGACUGAUAAUAACAGAAUUGCAAAGGCUUGUGGGGCCACAAUUGUUAAUAGACCAGAUGAACUGCAGGAGUCAGAUGUUGGUACUGGGGCAGGUUUGUUUGAGGUUAAGAAGAUCGGGGACGAGUUCUUUGCUUUUAUUGUUGAUUGCAAAGAUCCGAAAGCUUGUACAGUACUCUUAAGAGGUGCCAGUAAGGAUCUUUUAAAUGAAGUUGAAAGAAAUUUGCAGGAUGCCAUGUCUGUAGCAAGAAACAUCAUCAAGAAUCCAAAACUUCUUCCUGGUGGCGGAGCUACUGAGUUGACUGUUUCUGCCAUGUUGAAGCAGAAGAGUUCCUUGAUUGAAGGCAUAGAAAAGUGGCCUUAUGAAGCUGCGGCUAUCGCUUUUGAGGCUAUUCCUCGGACAUUAGCCCAGAAUUGUGGAGUGAAUGUGAUAAGAACCAUGACUGCCUUGCAGGGAAAGCAUGCAAAUGGAGAAAAUGCAUGGGUUGGCAUAGACGGAAACACUGGUGCUAUCACUGACAUGAAAGAACGGAAGAUCUGGGAUGCCUACAACGUGAAAGCACAGACAUUCAAGACGGCCAUAGAAGCUGCUUGCAUGCUUCUUAGGAUCGACGACAUCGUGAGCGGUAUCAAGAAGAAGCAGGCGCCCGGAUCUGGUCCUGCACAGAAGCCCCAGGUGGAAACCGAAGCCGAUGCCGACGGCGAGCAAAUACUCCCCGACUAGGGACCACAACGAGGGCACAUCCCAUACCCGCUUGCUUUUUUGUAUACCUCGGAUCGUCUUUUUUUUUCCAAGCGCUUUCGAACCGAGUGGGUUACCUCGAGUUUUUGAGUUGCUUUAAACAGCAGCUGAAGCUGAUUAGGAUUGUGCUAGGAUAUGUUUAUUCAAAGAUCCUUUCUGAACCUCCAUUUUGAUCUACUGCUCUCCUUUUUCUUUUAA